Molecule: messenger RNA, 1324 nt
Organism: Culex quinquefasciatus (southern house mosquito)
Lineage: Eukaryota; Metazoa; Arthropoda; Insecta; Diptera; Culicidae
Product: luciferin sulfotransferase-like
Exons: 5
Coding region: 335-1303 (322 amino acids)
Biological process (GO): sulfation
Cellular component (GO): cytoplasm
Molecular function (GO): sulfotransferase activity
Source: RefSeq, a predicted model, not a curated record
GGCUAGUCACGCGAUUGAUAAGACAGUAGGGAGGAGAGAUUUUCAAUGGAAUGGGUUACCUUUGUGUUUACACUUUAUUGAAAGCAUCGAUGACAACAUCGCUAAGGUAAAGCAUGAUAAGUUUAUCCUUAAAUCCGACAGUAAUCUUGCUUUGGCCAAAAUUACUCACCCUACCUCAACAUGACUAACGGAGAGAUUGCAAGCGGUUCGACGCAACAAAGUCUGUUUACUUUGCGCGCUCCUUCAAACGCGGAAAUGAGUUGCAGGACGACAACCUGCUGCCAACGCCAGGUAACGAUCAGUGUACCGUUGACCGCUGGACACGCGACACAAAAUGUUCUCCUACAGAGUGAUCGAUUCGCAACUCACUACGGACCUGCACCACCAGCAGAUCGAGAUCCGACUCAACGAUACGGCUGGCAUUCCGAACGGGGAGCAGAAACGAACUCCGGCGCACUGUGUCAUCACGCCCACGUUCCUGGAUGCGGCCGCCAGGAUUCGGAAUCUGACCGUGUACGAGGAUGACGUGUGGAUUGUGACGUUCCCCAAGGCAGGGACGACCUGGACCCAGGAAAUGGUUUGGUUGAUCGAUCAUGACCUGGAUUAUGGCACGGCUAGCAAAGUGAAUCUGCUUGAACGAUCAGUGUUCUUGGAACUUUCUUGGGUGAUCCUGGGAUGUCCCGUCGAUACCAUUCAGCAAGUGGAACAUCUCCCAAGACCUCGUCACAUCAAAACACACCUCCCGUUGGCCUUUCUACCCUCCCAACUGUGGACAGUCAAGCCUCGGAUCGUGUACUGCGCUCGGAAUCCCAAGGAUGUGGCCGUGUCCUACAUGCACCACUAUCACCAUCUGCACGGAUUCACCGGACCAAAGGAGGUAUUUUUCGACGGAUUGCUCGCCGAUAAGGUGCUGUGGUGUCCCCAGGUGAAGCACGCGCUGGACUUUUGGAACAUUCGUCAGUUGGACCAUGUACUGUUUUUGCACUUUGAGGAGAUGAAGAAGGAUCUAACAAGCGUGCUGCUUCGAGUAAUAAAGUUCUUCAAUAAACAAUACGACGAAGCACAAUUGGAACAGCUUGCAGAUCAUCUGUCAUUUGAUACCAUGAGAAAAAACCCAUCCGCCAACAACAUGGCACUGUGCAAAGGGAUUGAAUCGAUUUCCGGACGGAAGGUUAAGUUUGAGUUCAUGAGGAAAGGUCAAGUUGGAUGCUAUAAAACUGAGCUAUCACCCGACUAUAUCGAUCGCUUUCAACGCUUCAUAGACCACGAACUGGAUGGGAGUGACUUCCGAUACUAUGAAUAAUUUAGUACGCACUGAUAAACG